AUGAUCAACGCUGUGCUUGUUUUCAACAACAGCGGCCAACCGAGGCUGACGAAGUUCUACACUCAGCUGGACACGCAAACCCAGCAAUCUCUCAUCUCUCAGAUAUACAGCCUCGUCUCCCAGCGCCCUUCAUCAGCAUGCAACUUCCUCCCGCUACCCCCGCUGCUCUCGCAAGGCGCAAGCACCAACUCCUCCGGCAGCCAUUCUGAUGCCCCCACCCAGAUCACAUACCGCACCUAUGCUACACUCUCCUUCAUCCUGAUAUCCACGUCAACUGAGUCUCCACUGGCCCUGAUCGACUUGAUUCAGGUAUUUGUUGAAGCCCUGGAUCGCCUCUUUGAGAACGUCUGCGAGCUAGAUCUCAUCUUCGGGUACGAAACGAUGCAUGCUGUACUGGGGGAGAUGAUUGUUGGUGGAGUAGUGAUAGAAACGAACCUUGAGCGGAUAGUUCAGGGUGCCAGAGCACUAGAAGGACCGCGAGGGAAGAGGAGGGCUGUUGACAGUGCCAGUUCCGCGAUCGGACGAUCAGGAAUUGCUGGCUUGGGAGUCCCUUGGAGAUGA
Molecule: messenger RNA, 561 nt
Organism: Arthroderma uncinatum
Lineage: Eukaryota; Fungi; Ascomycota; Eurotiomycetes; Onygenales; Arthrodermataceae
Product: AP-3 complex subunit sigma
Exons: 2
Coding region: 1-561 (186 amino acids)
Biological process (GO): protein transport; vesicle-mediated transport
Cellular component (GO): intracellular membrane-bounded organelle
Source: RefSeq, a predicted model, not a curated record